Loxodonta africana (African savanna elephant) is the source of this 2618-nucleotide messenger RNA. RefSeq names its product inosine triphosphatase (gene ITPA). The coding region runs from base 62 to 1153 and encodes 363 amino acids. The record is from RefSeq and is a predicted model, not a curated record. Gene Ontology annotation, biological process: nucleoside triphosphate catabolic process. NCBI's taxonomy places the organism in Eukaryota, Metazoa, Chordata, Mammalia, Proboscidea, Elephantidae. The transcript is spliced from 10 exons. Gene Ontology annotation, cellular component: cytoplasm. Gene Ontology annotation, molecular function: nucleoside triphosphate diphosphatase activity.
CCUGCUGGGGCACUUCCUACUUCCUCGCUGUGUUCAGGAUGGAUGCAAAGAUCUGGCUUAGAUGCCCCCAGCCGGAAGUGCCCUGGGACUCAAGGCAAAGGAGCUUCCGGUGGACCCAGGAGUAGACGGCAUCACUAUGGCGGGCGCCUUGGCUGGGAAGAAGAUUGUGUUUGUGACGGGGAACUCCAAGAAACUGGAGGAGGUCAUUCAGAUUCUAGGAGAUAAGUUUCCAUGCACUUUGGUGGCUCAGAAAAUUGACCUGCCGGAGUACCAAGGAGAGCCAGAUGAGAUUUCCAUCCAGAAGUGUCAGGAGGCGGCUUGCCAGGAAGAUAAGAGAGUAGCUGAGGGCUGUUGCCUGUGGCUCUUGAUGGACCUCCAUCUGUUGCUGCUGCAGAUCCCAAGUAGCCAUGGGCCUGGCUGGAGUUCAGGCAGGGAUGGGGCCUGCUGUGGUCCCUGGGCCUCAGGGCUGCGUGUCCUUGUGCUGCAGGUGCAGGGGCCUGUGCUGGUGGAGGAUACCUGUCUGUGCUUCAAUGCCCUCGGGGGACUCCCUGGCCCCUACAUAAAGUGGUUUCUGGAGAAGUUAAAGCCUGAAGGUCUCCACCAGCUUCUGGCCGGGUUCGAAGACAAGUCGGCUUAUGCACUCUGCACGUUCGCACUCAGCACUGGGGACCCCAGAGAGCCUGUGCGCCUGUUCAGGGGCCGGACCUCGGUGAGAACCCACUCUUGGCCACCUACCUGGAUGCCGUACCCCAACAUGUCACCAGAGGGAGCUGCGACUCAGAGCAGAUGCUCCAGGGUCAUCAGCAGGAUGGGCCAGAUCGUGGUGCCCCGAGGCCCCCGGGACUUUGGCUGGGACCCCUGCUUUCAGCCUGAUGGAUACGAGCAGACUACUUACAUGGAUGUGGCUGUGGAGCACCUGAAACGUGGUUCCUGCGGCCGAGGAACUCAGUGUAAUCAGCUACACGUGGCUAGUGGCUCCCGUAUUGGACAGCGCAGGUCUGAAGUGCGCAGGUACGCAGAGAUGCCCAAGGCCGAGAAGAAUGUCAUCUCCCAUCGUUUCCGGGCCCUGCGUGAGCUGCAGAAAUACUUUGACAGCCUGAUUCUCCCUGAAGCCAGAGGUGGCCCCUCAGAACUGGGAUCUGGGGAGAACUAACCUGAAACCUUGCCCAUCAGCAGGUACCCCUCAAACCAUUCCCUGAGAGGGGUACUGCUUCCUGGGGGUGUUGAGGCAGCCUCCCCAGUCCUAUCUGGAGAAGCAGCUGGUUCUGCUUAGAGAAACUUUGGGCAAGGGACACCAUUUCUCUUGUCUCAGGGACUCAGUGACCUCCCCCACAGUCUUCAUGCCUAGGAUCCUGAAGAGACCUUGGGUGUUAAAACUGGCCUUGGCAGGAUUUAGGGUUUGGGGGAGAAUCACACAAAUAGUUAUUUUUCAAAUACAGCAAAUAAAAAUUCUGGGAGGAGCUUGCUUCCAAAAUAAACUGGAUUCAUCUGCUUUUUGAAACCCGCCCUAGCAGAUACCUGUCUCCUGAGUCCAUUUUGGCAGGUGGCAGGAGGCCUUUCAGGUGGGGCAUGAGUGGGCAGACGGGCAGCACUGUUGGGGGUGCUCGCGCACCCAGGCUAGCUGCAGUGUUACAUCUUCUCCACCUGCAGUCUGAGAAAUUCUUCAAGUCUUAGAUCAUGGGAUGACCUUUUCCAUGCCGGGUCUGCUGCCCACCCACCUAUCAGGUGAUGCUACUGCUUGGCUGACCUUAGUGGUCUUGGCUCAAGGUGGGGGUGGGGGGCAGUGUAGGAUGUCCGGUGCUUUUGCUUUACACUGUUUUAUCUAGAGCAGCUAAAAUGUUGGCUUAUGAUCAUACAGCCAAGUUCAUUUUUAUGAUUUUGUGUGUAUGGGAGGGGUGGGAAUGAGUGCUUGACCCCAGUUGGGUUGACAUACCAUGGUUAACCAGGGGACUACAGGCCCCUCAGGAGGCCUGGGUAAGGUGCCCCAGACCCUCACUGGGCCUUGGUGAGGAGCCCUUCUCUGGGAGGAACUUACAGGGGCCCACGGUGGCUCCCUUGCCUUUCCCGCUGGCGAUGCUUCUGGCAGGAGGUGCCCCACCCCAAGGACAGAAAAGUCUGUUGUGUUCAGCAGGUCAGGGUGGGUGCCGUUGAAUGCUGGGGGUCACUCCCAGGCUUCCACCUGUGCUCACAGGCAGCUCUGGAGAACUUCUUCUCCAGCUGCUGUUCUCAAUCCUGACAAGAUGGCCCAGGGCCCAGGUCUAAAGGCUGUGAGGUCCGUUACCUCCCCUAAAUUGCCUUAACGCACGAGGGCAAGGACAGGACAUCAUCCCUUUGCUCCUCCUGCCUGUGAGGCCCCACUGGGUGGUUUCCCCAGGAAGCGCCAGUGCGUGUGCCCAGCCUCCUCUGGGUGGUUUCCUUGGUGGGCCUGUGAUGUCUGCAGGGGCUCAAACGUGGGGUGACUGGGGCCUUCCUGCUGCAGGCCACCAGGGAGGGGCCCUGAAGAACCACAUGGUGCGUGGGUGGGGUGGUGGGCCAGGACACCCCUCUGAGUUUCCUGCUUCUCCUGGAGUCUGUCCUGACUUUUGCUACCCAUCUGUUGAGAACAUCCUUGAACUCUC